AUGUAUCGUUUACGAAAUUUAUUAAAAAUAUCAAAUAAAAAACUUUGUUAUUUAAUUUCAAGCCAACGUUUCUUUGCAAAGGAAGUGCGUUUCGGUCCAGAUGUAAGAUCUCUCAUGUUGCAGGGGGUUGAUAUUCUAGCUGAUGCAGUUGCAGUGACAUUAGGUCCAAAAGGACGAAAUGUAAUUUUAGAACAAGCAUUUGGACCGCCAAAAAUAACAAAAGACGGCGUUACCGUGGCAAAGGGAAUCGAAUUGAAAGACAGAUUUCAAAAUAUUGGUGCAAAGCUUGUCCAAAAUGUUGCAAAUAAAACAAAUGAGGAAGCUGGCGACGGCACAACAACAGCAACAAUUUUAGCCAGAGCUAUAGCAAGAGAGGGUUUUGAAAGUAUUUCGAAAGGUGCUAAUCCUAUCGAAAUUAGAAAAGGUGUCAUGCUGGCUGUUGAAACUGUGACGGCACAUUUAAGAAAAAUAUCUAAACCUAUUAAACUUUCAGAAGAAAUUGAACAAGUCGCUACGAUUUCUGCUAAUGGUGACAAGAGCAUCGGGAAACUUAUAGCAGAUGCUAUGAAUAGAGUUGGUAAAGAUGGAAUUAUAACUGUGAAAGAUGGAAAAACUUUAAAUGAUGAAAUAGAAGUAGUAGAAGGAAUUCAAAUAGAGAAAGGUUAUGUGUCACCUUAUUUUAUAAACUCGAAAAAGGGUCCUAAAGUAGAAUAUAAUGACGCUUUAAUUCUCUACUCUGAUAAAAAGAUUUUUACAGCUAAUCAAAUAGUCCCAGCGUUAGAAAUUGCGAACAAUCAUAAAAAACCAUUAAUUAUUAUAGCAGAAGAUUAUGAGGGAGAACCUUUAUCAGUAUUAGUAGUAAAUAAAUUAAAAAUUGGCUUGCAAGUGGCUGCUAUUAAAGCACCAGGUUUUGGUGAAUAUAGAAAAAAUACUUUAAUUGAUCUUGCUAUCGCCACUGGUGGUGUGAUUUUUGAAGAUAAUGAAAAUUUAAUACGACUCGAAGACUGUCAAUUUGAAAGCCUUGGAAAAGUUGGUGAGGUGAUAAUAACAAAGGAUUCUACACUUCUAUUAAAUGGAAAAGGAGAUAAAAUGGAAAUUGAACAACGGAUUGAACUAUUGCGGUCUGAGUAUGACGAAACUACAAAAGAGUUUGACAGGCAGAGAUUGUUGGAUCGAAUUUCAAGGCUCAAAAGUAGAGUUUGCAUUUUACGUAUUGGAGGAUGUAGUGAGGUAGAAGUCAAUGAAAAAAAAGACAGAGUAAAUGAUGCUCUUAAUGCUACUCGAGCGGCAGUAGCUGAGGGAAUUGUCCCUGGAGGUGGCGCGGCACUAGUUCGUUGUAUACCAGAACUAGUAAAAUUAACACCACCUAAUUCUGAUCAAGCGAUCGGAAUAAACAUAAUUAAAAAAGCUUUACGAACUCCGUGUUUAACAAUAGCAAGUAAUGCUGGUUGUGACGGUGCUGUCGUAGUAUCAAAAGUUGAAGGUAUGACUUUGAACUACGGAUACGAUGCACUUAAUAAUGAAUAUGUUGAUAUGAUUGAAAGAGGUAUUAUAGAUCCAACAAAAGUAGUCAGAAGUGCAUUGAUUGAUGCCAGUGGGGUGGCAUCGCUAUUGACUACUGCUGAAGCGGCAAUUUGUGAUUUGUCAUCAGAAAAGGAUAAUGCUAGUUUUGGACGUGAAACACCUGCAGGUGUUACAAUAUAUUAA
Nymphalis io (European peacock) is the source of this 1707-nucleotide messenger RNA. RefSeq names its product 63 kDa chaperonin, mitochondrial-like. Lineage: Eukaryota; Metazoa; Arthropoda; Insecta; Lepidoptera; Nymphalidae. Gene Ontology annotation, molecular function: ATP binding; ATP-dependent protein folding chaperone; protein-folding chaperone binding. The transcript has a single exon. Gene Ontology annotation, cellular component: mitochondrial inner membrane; mitochondrial matrix. Gene Ontology annotation, biological process: protein refolding; protein import into mitochondrial intermembrane space; apoptotic mitochondrial changes. The coding region runs from base 1 to 1707 and encodes 568 amino acids. The record is from RefSeq and is a predicted model, not a curated record.